AAUCUUUUUACGUCAUACUACUCUUUUUACGAGAUUUUUUUUCAGACAGUAUUUUAACUGCUUGUAGCAGCGAAACUGCUUUAGCAAAAGAAAAAGAAAAAUAUUUAUACACAAAAAAGACGUCCUAGCUAUAUAAAACAAUUAGCUAAUGGAAACACAGCUCUAUUUGAAAGACGUUACUGCCUCUUGUGGGUAAUGUAGUUUACUUUUCAACUGAUGAAAAGAAUUUUCCAUAAAAAUGACUACAACUCCCAAGACGCACGAAGUGAAACAAUGAAAUCGAGUCGUUUAGAAAAAAAAGCGCUUUUCUGACGAGUUUCUCUGGAACAUGUUGGGGCAAGUAUGUAAAGAACCGAAAGCUAAACUCGUAUUUUACCACGAACUACCUCGAAACUUCUUCAGCUUCAUAUUAUGGUUGUGUAUAUAAUAUAGUCCACAGAGCUUAUUUUUACCCACAGUUGCGAGAAUGUUGACUCUUAGCCGUGUUUUUGUCUCUGGAAGCAUGAUAGUCUGUCAAAGCACCGCCCUCUCAGUGAGCUACUUUUCUGCCUGUCAUUGCCUGACAUAUCCCAAAAAGAACAGUCCUUACAGCGCAGUGGACAGUGAACGUUACUCCUCUCUCGUGAAGGCUGUCAUGUCGUCUAGGGUCAGCUCUCAGACUCCAGAGAGCCUUCAGGUGGAGGACGAGCACAUUUAUGGACCUGUUGUCAAAGCUCAGAAGCUCUCCAGACCAGAGAUGAGGGAACCCAAAAUCCUCCAUCCUUUCCUGAACCCAGAAGGGGCCCUGACCACAGAUGAAUCAGGACCACCGGUCCACAUUCAGCUGAAUCGAGGCAAAUCUUUUGCACCGAGUGUGACGCGGAUUCUCCAACAGACUCUGUCUACUGAGCAGCUCUUCUACCUGGACCGAUGGAAGAGGAGGAUGGUGGCUGAGCUGGGAGAGGAAGGCUUCAAACAAUACAGUCAAAGUAUAUUCAAGCAGGGGAAGCUUUUCCACUCUGCUCUGGAGGAGAUUCUGAUGUCAGGGGUGGCGUGGACACCAGGGACGUCAGGGACACCAGAGCAUCCACCUGAUGUUCAGGGAUACCUUCAGAGCAUCUCCCACAUUCUGGAGGACGUCAGGGCGGUGAGAGCCAUCGAAAGCACGGUGCAGCACGGCCCUCUGAACUACCUGGGCGUUGUAGACUGUGUCGCUCGCUACAGAGGUGUCCUGUGUGUCAUCGACUGGAAAACGUCGGAAAAGCCCAAACCAUUCCUGAGCAACACCUACGACAACCCUGUUCAAGUGGCAGCCUAUGCAGGAGCUUUGAAUGCAGAUGAAAACUACGAAUACCAGGUGGAAAAUGGUCUCAUUGUUGUGGCCUACAAGGACGGCUCGCCUGCUCACGCCCACCGGCUGGACUCGGAGCUGAUGUCAGAGUACUGGAAAACAUGGCUGCUGCGCCUUGAGGAGUUCACAGAACAAAGGGCCAAUCAGGGAUCAACAGCUUCUGCAGAGAAGAAGUGAACAAACUCACUGCUCUGCAAAAACAGGAAUUUGAUUAUUGGGCAGUGGAAAAUGACUUAUUUUAAUUAUUCUACUACACCAACAUUUUAAGUUAAUUGUCAGAAGUUAUUGAAUCCAAACCAGACUUGUCUGUGGGACGGAUCUUCAGUGAAUCCCAUGCUUGUAAAGAGCUGGUAGGAGACAGCGUUCUCCUCCUCCACAAAGCAGAACACGGGGUAGCCCUGAGCCUUCAGGGUCUUGGCCAUGCUGCCGAUCAGGGCUUUGGCGUAGCCCCUCCCUCUGUGCUCCGGCAGCGUAUACAGCAUCCCCAUGGCACAACACGCAUACGUCAGGAUCCAGGACACCGGCCUCCCCUCGGGAUCCAGCACGCAGCGCGAAGGGAAAUGGGCAAUCAUGUCACGGAUCAUUCCCAGGGUCCCCGGAUGCUUUCCGAACUUCCAGGUCUGAUUUACCAAGUCAAGGUGGGACUCGCUGAGGGAGCUCAGGGAGAACCCCGAGGAGAACCCUGAGCUGUGGAAAAGAAGAGCGCAAUGUAGAAAGAAAGGAGAAAAUCUUUAAUGCUAGUUUUUUAUUGAAUAAAACCAUGUUUUCUGAU
Molecule: messenger RNA, 2102 nt
Organism: Oryzias latipes (Japanese medaka)
Lineage: Eukaryota; Metazoa; Chordata; Actinopteri; Beloniformes; Adrianichthyidae
Gene: mgme1
Product: mitochondrial genome maintenance exonuclease 1
Biological process (GO): mitochondrial DNA replication
Cellular component (GO): mitochondrion
Molecular function (GO): single-stranded DNA exodeoxyribonuclease activity
Source: RefSeq, a predicted model, not a curated record